Molecule: messenger RNA, 2010 nt
Organism: Cornus florida
Lineage: Eukaryota; Viridiplantae; Streptophyta; Magnoliopsida; Cornales; Cornaceae
Product: receptor homology region, transmembrane domain- and RING domain-containing protein 2-like
Exons: 4
Coding region: 247-1581 (444 amino acids)
Source: RefSeq, a predicted model, not a curated record
UACCAACAAUUUUUUAUUUUUCCAACUGCCAACUUUCCUCUCUCCCUUGUCUCCACUCGUAUCUUCAACCAAAGAAAGGAAAGAGAAAAAAACCCAAACCGAACCAGAGAGAGCAUCAAAGAAUAAUCGGAAUGGAAGCUGAUGUUUCCAUCCUAAAACCCUAAUUUUUCUCUCUCUAAAAUUAAUUAGCCUUAGAGUUUGUGCGGUUCUGGUGGGUUCAAGUAGUUAUCAGAUUUUAUAAUAGAGAUGAUGAAGCUUUUCCUUCUCAUCAAUAUUUUUCUCUCUUUCAUGGCUUGUGCGGCUUUUGCUAAUGUGGUAUUGAUUGGGACCAACGUGACCUUGUCGUUCAAUGACAUCGAAGCCAACUUUGCUCCGACAGUGAAAGGGUCUGGAAUGUGUGGCACACUGGACUUGGCGGAGCCUCUUAAUGCAUGUUUGCCGUUGAUAAAUAAGGUUAAUUCAACUGAAAAGAGCGCUGGUUCCCCUUUUGCAUUGAUUAUUAGAGGAGGAUGUAGCUUUGAGGACAAAGUUAGAAGAGCACAAACUGCAGGCUUCAAAGCAGCCAUUGUCUAUGACAGUGGCAAUGGUGAUUUGGUUGCAAUGGCAGGAAAUUCAGCUGGUAUAAAAAUACAUGCCGUCUUUAUUUCCAAAGCUUCAGGUGAAGUACUCACAAAGUAUGCUGGCAUUACCAACAUCGAACUGUGGAUAAUUCCAAGCUUUGAGAACUCGGCAUGGUCAAUCAUGGCCAUAUCUUUCAUUUCAUUACUUGCCAUGUCUGCUGUGCUGGCUACUUGUUUCUUUGUCCGAAGGCAUCGCAUAAGACGACAACGGCCUCGAGCUUCACGUGUUCGGGAAUUCCAUGGGAUGAGUAGUCGUCUAGUCAAAGCAAUGCCAAGCCUAAUAUUUACAUCAGUUUUAGAGGAUAAUUCUACUUCCGGAACAUGUGCUAUAUGUCUUGAAGACUAUACCGUUGGAGAGAAGCUUAGAGUUCUGCCAUGUCAUCACAAAUUUCAUGCUCUUUGUGUGGAUGCUUGGCUUACUACAUGGAGAACCUUUUGCCCUGUUUGCAAGCGUGAUGCUAGAACUAACACAGGUGAUCCACCAGCGUCAGCACUGACACCAUUGCUUUCAUCCAACCCCGCUUCUGUUGCUUCAUCUUCCAUACUGUCAUCCUUCAGAUCAUCAUUAGCAUCAUCUUCAGCCAUACAUAUAGCCCCAGCUUCUCGGUCCCCUUCACUUUCUCGUCCUCAUUUCCUUGCUAGCACUUCUCAUGUCCAACAAUCUCUGCAGUCGUACCAUCAAUCUCCAUACCUAAGUGCAAGCCAAAGCUCAGUAGACCUGAGGAAUGCUUCUUCCCAAAGAUCGCAUGCCUCCCAUUUGGUUUCACCUCAUUCAUCAGGUUAUCCUUCUAUAUCGCCUCUUAAUUAUAGAUACAUGUCUCCAUAUAUUCCUAGUCCUGGCAAUGAUUCACUGAGUCUUGCUGGGUCCUCUAGUCGGCAGCAACACCCCCUGCAUUGUAGUGAGUCAACUACAAGCUUCUCUCCCUAUGCUUCUGCUCAAUCUCUUCCAGGAUGUGAUUGAACUUUUAGUGUAUCAUAAAGAUCCUGAGUAGAUUAUACCAAAGCUCACCAGACGGAGGUGGAUGAACAGCAGUUGAGUUAUUUUGACCUCUAUUUCACACCUCAAAACAUCACGUUGAUUUGGCUUCACCUGAAGCGACAUGUAGUUUACUUGUGACAGAUAAUCCGGAAGUAAUGCAUUGCGUCUACUUUGUACAGUGUAUCAUAAGAUUGUGUUUUUCAUCUUGGGUUCACCUUGUAGUUGUGCUGCAUAUUGUGUUUAUUAUGCACGUAGGUUAAAAUUUGUGCUAUUCAUCUUUAACUUCUUAUGUUUGAGGGUUUCACACAAAAGUGAUGUGAAAUUUUAUUUUUGUUCUAUAAUAUUGUUUUAUUUAUCUUUAUUGGGGAAUAUUUGACCAUUAAUGGAGGAAAAAACAGGCCUUUGUAGAAA